Molecule: messenger RNA, 1447 nt
Organism: Chenopodium quinoa (quinoa)
Lineage: Eukaryota; Viridiplantae; Streptophyta; Magnoliopsida; Caryophyllales; Amaranthaceae
Product: coiled-coil domain-containing protein 130-like
Exons: 7
Coding region: 160-1077 (305 amino acids)
Biological process (GO): mRNA splicing, via spliceosome
Cellular component (GO): U2-type spliceosomal complex; post-mRNA release spliceosomal complex
Source: RefSeq, a predicted model, not a curated record
UAACUCCCCCUUAAAUUUGACGAGAAUCGCUACGCGCGCAUCAGCGUCCCUACUGUUUUCAUCGCUUGUCAAACGGAAAUCCAAAUCCCCAAAUUGGAAGUUUUACCCUAAACUCGACACCCUAAUUUUUCACGCAGAAGCAAUUCGAAGCAAUUGAAUAUGUCUUCUCUUGCAGCAGCUCGAGCUGAUAAUUUCUACUAUCCUCCUGAAUGGGACCCAAGUCAGGGCGGUCUCAACAAGUUUAAUGGUCAGCAUGCUUUAAGAGAGAGGGCAAGAAAAAUAGAUCAAGGCAUCCUAAUUAUAAGGUUUGAAAUGCCUUUCAAUAUAUGGUGUGAGGGAUGUGAAUCUAUGAUAGCUAAGGGUGUAAGGUUCAAUGCAGAGAAAAAACAAGUUGGAAACUACUACUCCACAAAGAUAUGGAGCUUCACCAUGAAGUCAGCUUGCUGCAAGCAUGAGAUUGAGAUUCAUACAGAUCCUAAAAAUUGUGAGUAUGUGAUUGUAAAGGGUGCCCGACGAAAAAUUGAAGAGUAUGACGCAGAGGAUGCAGAGAUAUUGGAACUUCCUACUGAAGAAGAAAGAGGUAAACUUGUGGACCCAUUUUACCGUCUUGAGCAUCAAGAGGAGGACUUGAAGAAGAAAAAGGAAGAAGAGCCAGUACUUGUACGUCUUCAACGUGCAUCUGAUGCAAGGCAUUUUAAUGACUAUUCCAUUAAUAAAGCCUUACGGGCCCGGUUGAGGAGUCAAAAGAAGAGAGUCGCUGAAGAAGAAGUUGCAUCUAGGAAAAGGGGUCUUGGUAUACGAUUGCUGCCAGGAUCCAGUGAAGAUGCUGCCACUGCUUCCCGUGUGAAGUUUUCGACAAAGUUUGAUGAAAAUAGGAAACUAAAGCGAGCAUUGAUUUCGACCUCCUCGAUUUUUGGUGGACCAUCUGGAUCUUCCUCAACGGAUAAUAGGCGCUUGGAGCUUGAGUCUAAAAGAAGAAAGAUCAAAGCGGGUAAAGUUUCAAAUCUGCUGGCUGGAGGAUACAAGCCCUCCUCAUGGGCAAAGAGUGGUGUUUCCUCAGGCAGACACAGGGCCUGAGAGACCAGGUGACUGAAGCGAGUAGAAACAUGAAUGGCGAAAUGCAAAUAAAUACUUCGUGAAGUUUAAACAGAGCAAAAAUUUGGCCACGCCAGUCUUCAUUAUCUACCUUCCAUAUGAAGUAACAAAUUAGCCUCUCUUUGUAUGCAUGGUAGAACUCUGACUCUCUGAGUCUGUGACAUGGAAUGGCAAAUAUAUUACAAUUGGUUUUAACUUUGCCUUCGAAAUUCGACAUGUAUAUAUUAUUAUAGGUCUUGUAAGUUUGUGUAAUCUUUUAUGAGUUUUUGAUACGAUAAGUUGAUAUGUUGAUCGGGAUUCCCUUUGUGCACUAAGUGACAGCAAGAAGCGUAAUCCGAAAGUGAUUUCAAAA